CAGGCUCAGCAUUCAGUGACCACAGGCUGAUUAUUGUAGUUCUGCGCUGUGUGCUCAGGCAAAGUGAUGGAUGGGCGAGCAGAGAUGGAGGUAAUAAGAAGCACAAAAGGGAAUGGAACCGGGGAGGUCAAUAUCCACUUGGUUGAGAAUACAGUGCAAAAUGCUCAUGUACCAGCAACCGCCUUCAUCAUACCAGCAAACACAACCACUGUAAACAUUCCUGCAAGCACCUUAGAAAUCCAGCGAUUCCCCCGGGAACCCCAGAAAAAUCUGGGGGCAGAGAGGCAAAGAGAGGGUAUGGGAAAUGAGCCAAUCACUGCAACAGUCAUUCCCCAGAUCAGUGGAGUACAGACCUGCAACACUAUCCGGGUUCUGGAGUGGAAAGAUGGGGUAGCCACACUCCCAGGAAGCAACCUAAGGUUUCGAAUAAAUGAAUAUGGGACACUGAAAGUGGUCAGUGCUGACAAGCUAACGCCUGUGGAGCCCCUCAAGGAGUGCCAUGUGGAAAGAGAUGGAGAUGUUGAGAUGGCCCCUACCAGCAAGGACAAUCCCAUUGUGGCUCAAGAUUUGGUUGUUCCGGAGCCACCCAAGCUUCCAGGUGUGGACAGCAUGUGCCAUUGCAGUACCUGUGGCCGGAGAAAUGUUUCUGGGUCAGCACAGGAAGGCAGGGGGUUUUGCAGUGAAAACUGCCACCGACAAUUCAAAGAAAGGUCUGUCAUUGUAGAGAAUUCUGCUGGCAGCACCAAUUCCACUGAAAUCCUCAAGCCAGUGAAGAAGCGGAAAAGGAAAGAUUAUCAGAGCCCUUCAGAAGAAGAAGAGGAGGAGUCUGAGCAAACGGAAGUGAAGCAGGAGGAGUCAAAUGGCUCUGGAGGAGAACCCCCUGCUAGCAACACUGGGACUGAAGAAUGGAGCACAAGUCAGCUAGUUUCAGUUGAGGAGAAGACAGAAGGUUGGUCUUGGGUAUCCUACCUGGAAGAACAGAAAGCCAAUAGUGCCCCUUUAAAUCUGUUUCAGGAACAUCAGUUGGUCAACCAGCACAAGAACGGUUUCAAGGUGGGGAUGAAGCUCGAGGGGAUUGAUCCUCAGCACCCUUCUAUGUACUUCAUUCUCACUGUGGCUGAGGUAUGUGGUUAUCGGAUGCGCCUUCAUUUUGAUGGCUACUCUGAAUGUCAUGAUUUCUGGCUGAAUGCCAACUCCCCUAACAUUCAUCCUGCUGGCUGGUUUGAAAAAACAGGGCACAAACUACAGCCACCAAAAGGAUGUGUAGGUUAUAAGGAAGAAGAAUUCAAUUGGGCCAACUAUCUGAGGAUAACCAAAGCUCAGGCAGCUCCCAAGCACCUCUUUGUGACUCCCGACAGUAAUGCUGCUCCAACAGGAUUCCAAGUGGGCAUGAAACUUGAAGCAGUGGAUCGUAUGAAUCCUUCUUUGAUAUGCGUUGCCACGGUGACAGAUGUGGUGGACAAUCGCUUUUUGGUGCACUUUGAUAACUGGGAUGACACUUACGACUACUGGUGUGACCCCAGCAGUCCCUAUAUCCACCCAGUUGGUUGGUGUCAGGAGCACGGAAAACCCCUCACACCUCCUCAAGACUACCCUGACCCCGACAGCUUCAGCUGGGAAAAAUACUUAGCAGAAACAGGUGCUUCUGCAGUGCCAACUUGGGCCUUUAAGGUGAGGCAACCUCAUGGCUUCCUAGUCAACAUGAAGUUGGAGGCAGUAGACCGAAGGACUCCCUCCCUGAUUCGAGUGGCUAGUGUUGAGGAUGUCGAAGACUACAGGAUAAAGAUCCAUUUUGAUGGAUGGAGCCAUAUCUAUGAUUUCUGGAUUGAUUCCGAUCACCCAGAUAUUCAUCCUGUGGGAUGGUGCUCAAAAACAGGACAUCCAUUGCAGCCUCCUCUCAGGCCAAAGGAGCCCGUCUCUUCUGCCAAUGGGAACUGCCCAACCCUGGCCUGCAAGACCCUCCCCAGCACCAAGAGUUCCAAAUACAGCUUUCACAGGAAGUGCCCAACACCUGGUUGUGAUGGCUCAGGCCAUGUGACAGGCAGAUUCACAGCUCACUACUGCAUCUCAGGGUGCCCCCUAGCCGAGAAGAACCAGGGAAGAGUGAAGACUGAUCUCUCGGAUACAGAGAACUCGGUUCGAAAGAGGAACCUAAUUGGCUUCUCUCAGCGGAAGAAAUCGCGACACCAUGGAAGAGGGCGACCUCCAAAAUACCGGAAAAUUCAGCAGGAAGACUUUCAGAACAUUUCUUCAGACAAUAUGCACCAAUCUCUUUUCAUGUCGGCCUUAUCAGCGCACCCAGACCGUUCCCUGUCUCUCUGCUGGGAGCAGCACUGUAAGCUCCUGCCAGGAGUGGCUGGUAUCACAGCUUCUACGGUGGCCAAAUGGACCAUUGAUGAGGUUUUUAGUUUUGUACAGACGUUGACGGGUUGUGAGGAUCAAGCAAAACUCUUCAAGGAUGAGAUGAUUGACGGAGAGGCGUUCCUUCUGCUGACUCAGGCUGACAUUGUGAAGAUCAUGAGUGUCAAGCUGGGCCCAGCACUAAAAAUCUACAAUGCCAUCCUCAUGUUUAAAAAUGCUGAUGACACCUUAAAGUGAUCCACCUUGAGCAGCGUUUGACUUCAUUCUACAGGAGCUGCCAAAACUCUCUUCCGUCUGUCUCAGCAGAGUGGAGACCUUCCUGACUUGCUGCAGCUGUAAAAUCCUGCCAACUUUGAGUCCAUCUUUGUUUACAUGCCAAAUCCAUCCCCUGUCUGUUUCUCUUCCUCUCUUUCCCAUUGAUCUUUCUACUACUGCCUUCCCAUGCCUAGCAGUGGAGCUCUAACAGUGUCCUGCCUGAAGCCACAGAUGCAACCAAGUUCUUCUCCUGACAUUUUAAAGUCACAGAACGGGGGGCUGGGACUAGGUUUGCUACUGGAUCUAAGCUACCUUGGAUUUAAACCUUUAACUUUUGACUGCCUAGAGUUUCACUCCACAAAGUGUGCCUGGGUUUAGAUGAGGAGGAAGAUAUCUAUAAAUGAGUGAGCAGUACAGCCAGUUAACUGAUUUCAAAUGGCAUCAAAUACUUGGAAGCGAUAUAACAUCAGUCCCUAAUGUUCAGGGUUUUGACCAUGAACUUUUCUGGGGGCAGAUGAUACUAUAUCCAGAGACUUGCUGAAGAACUGGGUGCUAGUCCUUCUAGGACAAACUAUUGGACUAAAUACACUGUAGAUGUAACGCACCUUAGCAAUUCUGGAUUCACUGCUGCUACUGAAAAAAAAAGAUAUUUUGGUGCUCACAAUUUAUAUACUUGUAAAAUUGCCAUGUUAACCAUGAAG
This is a messenger RNA of Eublepharis macularius, 3317 nucleotides long. RefSeq names its product L3MBTL histone methyl-lysine binding protein 1 (gene L3MBTL1). The coding region runs from base 67 to 2598 and encodes 843 amino acids. The transcript is spliced from 22 exons. The record is from RefSeq and is a predicted model, not a curated record. NCBI's taxonomy places the organism in Eukaryota, Metazoa, Chordata, Lepidosauria, Squamata, Eublepharidae. Gene Ontology annotation, biological process: regulation of DNA-templated transcription. Gene Ontology annotation, molecular function: protein binding; zinc ion binding. Gene Ontology annotation, cellular component: nucleus.